AGUACAGACGUGGGCUCUUGAGAGCUGGCACAUGUCUGAAUUCCUCCUUGCACCUGCUUCCAGUCGCUGCCGGCCUCUCCGGCUCCGGGGCACGAGAGGUGCAGCCGGAGCGCGGGGGCUGGGCUGCCGUGGACUCUGUCUCUUCUAGCCGAAUGAUUUUCAUAUGAUUGCGUAAGUUGGUUUGAACUGGAAGCACUUUUCGGAGGCUCUGAUGCCCGUACUGUGCCUGCCAAUUAAAGCCCUGGCAUCCGUUCGUUCCGCGUCUGGGGGUGUCUCUUCCCCGUCCCCUCCCGGCAUUAUUGGCAGAGGGCGAUGUGGGUCUUGGCGCUGUGCCCAGCGGGGUGAGGAGGGUGGCAGCUGUGAAUCGGAGCAGGUCUCUGAGAACAGCCAGAGGCUGGAGUUCACAGCUGCAGGCAGUCACAACACGGCGCAUCCCGGACAGGCUGUCUGCAGCCAGCCAGCUGUUCCAGCACUGCGGGACUCAGCUCUGCCCUCCGAGCUCUGGGGGCUCCAUGCCGGUGGAGUUUGGCUUGAGGUUCAUGGCCAAGAUACCCUUUUGUGGGUCUUAAAUGAGCAACUGCAGGGGCCUGGCUUUGGAUGCCCCUGGACCAAUCGCUUCUUCCCUCCAGUUCGAUCCCAGAGGACUGGAGAAGGCUUUGACAUUUGCCAUCUUUAGGAAGGGGACCAAUGAAGUGCCAGGGCACUACACGGGGGAGGGAUAGCUCAGUGGUUUGAGCAUUGGCCUGCUAAACCCAGGGUUGUGAGUUCAAUCCUUGAGGGGGCCAUUUAGGGAUCUGGGCCAAAAAUUGGGGAUUGGCCCUGCUUUGAGCAGGGGGUUGGACUAGAUACCUCCUGAGGUCCCUUCCAACCCUGAUAUUCUGUGAUACAGGCCAGUCAGCCCAACUUCGAUCCCUGGAAAGGGAUUGGAACAAAUGACUAAACAAUGCAUGUGUAAGCACCUGGUGGGUAACAAGGACUAGCCAGCAUGGAUUUGCCAAACCAGCUGAAUUUCCUUCUUUGGCAGGGUCGCUGGCCGAGUGGAUGGGGGAAGCAGCAGCUGGGCCAUCUCUCCGUUUUCGCCAGGCUUUGGUGGCUCCAAGGGGAGGAGUGGAAGCUCCUUGGCUGGGGCGCUGGUGUUAAUGGGGGUUUGGAUGAAAUGGUGGAGAGCACAUGGAGCGAUCGUGCUCUGGCCCUGCCCCAUGGGGAAGGAUCAGGCUGAGCCCAGGGGUCUCUGCUGGCCCCAAUUCCUACCUAUCAACCCCUCACCCCACUGCUAACCAUGGCUGCCUGAGGCUGUUACAGCCCUAAGUCCGUGUCCUGGGCCGAGGUGAGGCCAUUUGUCACCUCCUGCGAACAGCCUGCCCCUGCCCCGCCACACCCCUCCCCUGCUUGGGGCCUCAGCCAUGCCCUCUCUGCUGAAAUCUUAUCUCAGCUUGCUGAGAGUGAAGGCAAAAGGGAAGCUCUGCUGGGGGUGGAGGAGGGAUGGGGGAGAGCCCAGCCUUGGGAUAAGAAAGUAGACAAAAUAGCAGAGCCCACAGCCCAUGGGCUGUCUGCGGGAAGCAGGCGUCGCAGCUGCAUUGGAUGCUCAGUCUCCGAGCCAGAGCCAGUGAUGGAGAAAACCGUGGUGCUCAUUACAGGCUGCUCCUCGGGGAUCGGCCUGGGGCUGGCUGUGCGCCUGGCCUCGGACGCCUCCCGCAGGUUUAAAGGUACUCCCUGGGCUCGUAGAGCCGUGAGCUGGAGCCAGUCCUGACCCCCACGGCUGGUGCGCUCCCGUGCAAUGGGCGGACGAGGGGCCGGCAGAUACAUGUUCCUCAGCUGGGAAGGAGGUGGGCUCCUCAGCCCCAGGGGACGGGAGUAGUAGCUGUGGGCUGGAGAUGGGGAUGCUGUGGGGCCGGGCAUGGUGGGGCCGACGGGAUACACGCGCCUUUAAAGGUAAUGGCGUACAGGCCCCCUAAGAGAGAAAGCGAUGGGGCAGCCAGGCUAAUCCCUUCCAAGCAGUCUCAGCAGAAUAAACUCCCUGGGGCCAGAGGGGCAGAUGGGAGGAGAAGAGCAAAUGGUCCUGGGCAGGUCGCAGCCUGGGGGAGAAGAGGUGACUUGGAGCCAUGUAGUGUCAGGCAGCACAAGGGGUGUCUAGUCCCAGCACAUGCCCGGUGGUGAGCUGGCUGGGGUCCUGAGCACUUGUGGGGCAGCAGCUGCUCCUGGUCCAUGCAGAUGGGGCUCCCUAGAGAUCUGCUGCAUCCCAGGAGGUGGGGAAACCGAGUCACUCGCUCUGCUCCUGCGUGGCCCUGGAGGGAGUUAGCCCCUUGAGGCCAGCAGAUGGGUUGAACUGGCCAGGAUGAGCCUUCGGUCUGAGGGGAGCAUGGGCCCAAGGUAUCUCCUGGGGGGGGACGUUCAGAAGACACUUGCAUGGUGCAAUCCACAGCAGAGCCUUUGUCCUUUGGAUUUGCUGGAGCCGCCCAUAUCAGGAGGGUCUUUACUCACCAGAGUGGGGGGCCUCCCCUGGAGGCAGAGAAGAUCCCCCGCCAACUGCCCAGUGGCUGGGGGGGAUUGCAAGCAGCCCCCACCCCAAAGCCGGGCACUUGUUCUCUCCUAGUCUACGCCACCAUGCGCAACCUGGCCAAGAAGGAGCGGCUGCUGGAGUGCGUGCGGGGCUGCCACGCCAGCACCCUGGAGAUCCUGCAGCUGGAUGUCACCGACCCGCUCUCGCUCGCCGCAGCCGCGCAGCAGGUGCCGGAGCAGCGUGUCGACGUGCUGGUGUGCAAUGCAGGGGUGGGGCUGAUGGGCCCCCUGGAGACCUGCUCCUACCAGGCCAUGAAGACCAUCUUCGAUGUGAACGUGUUUGGGACCAUUGGCACCAUCCAGGCCUUUCUGCCCGGCAUGAAGCGCCGCAAGGCCGGCAAGAUAAUCAUUUCUAGCAGUGUGGGGGCGCUGCAAGGGAUCCCCUUCAAUGCCGUGUACUGCGCCAGCAAGUUUGCCGUGGAAGGUCUGUGUGAGAGCCUGGCUGUGAUCCUGCAGCCGUUCAACGUGCACAUCACGCUGAUCGAGUGCGGCCCAGUCAAUACGAGCUUCCUGGCCAACCUGCAGAGCACGGUCACCGAGGGCAGCGUGCUGCAAGGCCUGGACCCGCAGACCUGUGCCCUGUACAGCCAGUACCUCCAGCAUUGCCAGAGCCUCUUCCGCGACGUGGCCCAAGACACCGAGGAGGUCCUGCAGGUGUUCUUGGAAGCCAUCUGCACCCCCUGCCCCCCGCUGCGCUCUUUCACCACCCAGUUCUUCAUGCCGCUCACCCGGCUCAAGCUGACAAGCCCUGACGGCUCAGAGUACGUCCGCGCCAUGCACAAGUUCGUGUUCUCUGCGGGCGAGGCCCAGGGCGACCGGGCGUGAGGGGGAGCAGCAUGGCCGUCCCAGAGCGAGGAGGGGUUCGGAGUGAAGCAGCCCUCACCUUGCCCUGAGUUUGUACAGGUGGGCUGUGCUCCCCCCCAGUGGGGACAUGACCCUGCCAGGGGGCCCCAAUAAACUUGUCUGCUCCC
Chelonia mydas (Green sea turtle) is the source of this 3530-nucleotide messenger RNA. It is a transcript of the gene HSD17B1, whose product is annotated as hydroxysteroid 17-beta dehydrogenase 1. Lineage: Eukaryota; Metazoa; Chordata; Testudines; Cheloniidae. The record is from RefSeq and is a predicted model, not a curated record. Gene Ontology annotation, molecular function: estradiol 17-beta-dehydrogenase [NAD(P)+] activity. Gene Ontology annotation, biological process: estrogen biosynthetic process. Gene Ontology annotation, cellular component: cytoplasm. The transcript has 7 exons. Bases 2407 to 3384 code for a protein of 325 amino acids.